CAUUCCAGAAAGUACAUAUGUUACGAUUUAUAUCUGAAUGUAUCUAAAUGUAUGUAUUACAGUGUUUGGAUGUACCUAAUAUUGGUUGUUAGUACAAUGUUUACAUGGGAAAAAUGUUUGGACCACGUCAGUCCGAUUAAGAGCGUGAGGAAAAGGAGACGAGAGAGAUAAAGAUAGAUGAAAAGAUACAUACGGCGAAAAACGCGCGUUCUUCGGCUAGUACUAAAGAAGACGUUGCGAACGGAAGAGCGUCACAAAGUAGGAAUCUUGUGAAAGCGAACCGCAAAGAGUGGUAGAAAAGUUACGAGUUUCGCUACGAUGGGGGAUAACAAGAACGAAGUGUUCGAAGAAUGUGCUGACGAUAAGAAAUGUGAUAACGACGAAGAGUAUAUUAACGACAAGGAAUGUUCAGUUGACGAAGUGGAUUCUAACGACGAAGUGGAUUCUAACGAUAAAGAAUGUUCUGAUGACGAAUUUUCUAAUGUCGAAGAAAACGAGAACGGAGAGCGGCGGGGGCACCGGAGCAAAAGGACCAUAAUCGACCCACCGCGAAGAACGCCGAUGUACUAUGAUCAUAAAGGAAAGCUUAGGAAGCCCUUCCGUAUACCACAGAAAAAUUUUAGAUAAAUUUCUUUAUAUCCACCGAAUCGGUCAACCAAAUAAAUUACAAUAAAAUAUAUAACACAUAGUUUCAAUUUAAAUAUAUUAACAAACUUUUUGAAUUAUUAUUCAUUUCAAGUCGUACAAUCUUAAACAUUCGCAAACCUAAAGUUUCGCAACUGUAGAUCGUCGAUGUUAAAACCUUGCGAUUUAAAAAGACAAAUUUGUACAAUGCAGAAAUAGAUUGGAAUAACACUAAAUUAAAACAGUCAAA
Bombus impatiens (common eastern bumble bee) is the source of this 874-nucleotide messenger RNA. RefSeq names its product 101 kDa malaria antigen-like (gene Ir87a). Lineage: Eukaryota; Metazoa; Arthropoda; Insecta; Hymenoptera; Apidae. The transcript is spliced from 2 exons. The coding region runs from base 319 to 627 and encodes 102 amino acids. The record is from RefSeq and is a predicted model, not a curated record.